Messenger RNA from Nematolebias whitei (Rio pearlfish), 2088 nucleotides. RefSeq names its product Usher syndrome 1C binding protein 1 (gene ushbp1). The transcript has 14 exons. The record is from RefSeq and is a predicted model, not a curated record. NCBI's taxonomy places the organism in Eukaryota, Metazoa, Chordata, Actinopteri, Cyprinodontiformes, Rivulidae. The coding region runs from base 1 to 2088 and encodes 695 amino acids.
AUGGAGGACUCCAGACGGAGCAGAUGUAACAGCCUCGACACCAGCUCAGUUUUUAAAAAGGAGCUGCUGAUCCCAGGAAACUACGAAACCUUCGACCCCGAGGGCUCCGACCCUCUGAUUAACCUCGAGCCCACGCCAGCAGAGGUUGCACAGUGCGAGGCUGAAGUGGGCCUCCUGCUCAGCUUCAUCGCUGAUCUGAACAAGAAGAUGGGCUCACUAAAGGCUCCGAGUGAACCAGGUGAUCUGAGAUCACCAAGUCCAUCCAGGCCUCUAGUUCCAGACCUUCUGUCUCACCGUCUGGUCAGGAGCAGCCCAGACAGGAAUGCUGCGUCCAUCAUCACAUCUAAACACCCACUGACCAACCAAGGCGGAGGUGUCGUCUGGACCAAACUGGAGGAGGUUUUAUCAUCAGUGGAAGACUCCAUCAGCUUUAGGAGGACAUGGGCUGCUCCAAUCACAGCCUCUGACCAGAACAAACACAAAGAGCACCUGAGAGCAGCUCAGGAAAACUGGGCUAAAGCCACUCAGAUACUGGAGGAGAUGGAGAAGGAUUUUGGGAUCUCAUGUCCGUCAGGCAUGCCAAAGGACCCGAACCUGGACAACUUGUUGGAUGCAGAAAAACCCGAGGCUGUUCCCAGAAACACUCUGCAGGAAGGGUUGCAGAGAACACCAGGCUCAGUCUGUCCUUCAGAAGAGGAGAUAAACAAGCUGACGGGCCUCCACAAGGUCUGGAGGUCUGGCAGCUUGUCUCCUUCUUACAGGCCUCCUUCUGGGGCUCGCAGUCCAGACUGGGCUUCUCCUUCCUACCCUGGGUCACCUUUACCCUACAGAAGGACGUCUCGAGCAGUAAAACCUCUGUCUUUGGGCGGGGACGGGUGUCUGGGCUCCGUCACCUCAAACAGUCCGUGUCCCAGCCCCAUCGGUCUGGAGUCUGAAACAGAGCGACUGAACAGAUGCAUUGAGAGGCUGAAGGCCAGAAACGAACGUCUGACCGCAGCUCUGGAGCGAAGGAAGGCCGAGUCGGAGCAGAUCAGCCUGAAACUAAACCGACUGGAGACCGACUGCUCGGCCCUGCAGCUGCUUCUCAGAUACAGUGAGGAGUGCGAGGAGGCCUACAGUGAACUGCUGUCACUUUAUGAGACCAAAAGGCAGCAAAGCUCUCCUCUGCAGACAGACUCAGCAGAACCAGUCGGUGACAAGCAGCAGGCUGACAGUCCAUCAGCUCAGCUCAGGAAAAUGGGAACUGAAGAGUUGUCCACCUCCUUCUCCACAACAGGAGUCAUAGAAGCGACACAGGCACAAAGUCACACAAGUCCAACAAGUCAGAGGACACCUGACCCAGUGGAUCGGGAAGUAGCUCUCCGGCAACAAAUUAAGCGCCUGAGGAAGGAGCGAGCAGCCAUUUGUCUGCCUAAGCCGGAUCUGGGAGCAGAGAGCAGACCACGCUCAGAGACUUGUCCAACAGUUGGGACAAGCUGGGGCCAUGUGCCAAAGGACAACGCCAAACCUCCUGAAAACAAGAGGGAGAAAGCUUCCCUCUUCUACGAACUCAUCUCAGUCAGGGAGGAGAUGUCAGAUCUGCGGGCUCUGAUCCGCCUGAAGGAGAAGGACCUGAGGUGUCUUGAGUGGAGUUUAAUGGGUCAGAAGUCCCAGGGAGCAGCAGGAGUUUUUAUCCCAGAGAGUCUCAGAGAGGAGGCCGAACAGCAGAGAUUUUGUGAGAAUGCUGCCAAAGUUGGCUGCGACGGAGAACUCAGUCCUCUAACCAGAUCCAUUUUCAAAGACCUACAGGCAGUUCUACAGAGGGAACAGGCACUGAAGAAGAGGCUGGGGAUGAUCCAUGACUCUCUGACCACAGCUCUGACAGACGGCGCCCCCAACAGGAAGGACAACGCAGAGCAGAUUGCUCGCCUCACACAAGCUCACAGCAAAGCCUUGAGCUCGUACCGACAGAUUCGCAGGAAGUAUCGUGAGCAGGUGUGGAGGCUGGAGCAGAAGGUGGCAGCCAUGAUGGAGAGGCACAACCAGAGUGAAGCAACUAAAGAUGCAGAAGAAGCUGCGGAGUGGAAGAGAGAAGAGACUGUUUUAUAA